Colletotrichum truncatum is the source of this 1389-nucleotide messenger RNA. RefSeq lists its product as uncharacterized. Gene Ontology annotation, biological process: regulation of transcription by RNA polymerase II. Gene Ontology annotation, molecular function: DNA-binding transcription activator activity, RNA polymerase II-specific; zinc ion binding. The record is from RefSeq and is a predicted model, not a curated record. Lineage: Eukaryota; Fungi; Ascomycota; Sordariomycetes; Glomerellales; Glomerellaceae.
AUGCCGAAGGGAUCAAGACAGUAUCAUGGAAAGACGAAGAACGGGUGUCGGCAGUGCAAGAAACGCCGUGUUAAGUGCGACUGUGUCGGUCCUGUCUGCGCCAACUGUCGUCGCCGACAAGAACACUGCAGCUACCUCGGUCUCCUGGCCGACACCCUAAACCGUGAAAACGGUGGCGACCGAGCCAAUGAUACUCUGGCCAUGGUCCGCCGCGCCGCGACCGUCGCAGCCCAUGCCUCCUCACGAGAUGCUCUGAAUGCCUCGCUGCCAGCCGAGAAGCUCCGCGCUGACGAGGCCGAGCUCAAACAUCACUUCCUCACGCAAGCAUGGUUCACCUUUUCAUUGCAGACCGACCCGCGUAAGUGUGAUGUGUGGUCUCGCUGGGUGCCCCAGCUAGCGUCACGUAACGUCUUCAUCCACCAGAGCAUGCUUUCCAUUGCAGCUCUUCACCUGUGCUACCUUGAGCCACCCGAGAUGAAGCGAUACUACUCCAUGGCCUGCCACCAUGCAAUCCAAGCGAGCAACUAUUUCAGACUCGCAGUCCCACAAGUAACGGAAGAGAACUGGCUUGCUACAUUCCUGUUUGCCAUGUGUAACGGCAUCUUUGGAUAUUACCGACCCUUUGCGGACGAGAAGGUGAUGGGGCAAACCCAUUCCUUUGAGCCAGCCAAGGCCCUCAAUGUGAUGCGGCUGACGGCAAAGUUCUCGGACACGGUAACACCGCAUAUAUUUAAGAGCCCCAUACGGAAUCAACUGGCUCAAGUUGACGCGCAAGAAUGGCGCGAAAGCAGUGACGUAGCUCUGCGACCGAUGCUACACAAGAUCGCCAAAUUCAUCGACUUUUUAUCGCUAGGUCCCCAGACAACAGGCCUGAAAGCCGAGGAUACAAAGACAUAUCUAGGCGCCCUCGUUGCCCUCAGGUCCUGGAUAAGUUCGCUGCCCGGACGGCCACGGAUAUGGAAGCACUUCAUCAUCUGGCCGUCACUCGUAUCAGAGCAAUAUCUCUCACUGUUGUGGUUUAAAGAGCCCGUGGCGCUCAUGAUAUUCGUGGUCUGGUGUGAGGUCAUGCUUCUGGCACCAAGGAGAUGGUAUCUGAUUGCCUGGUACGACCGCGGACAUAGUAACGCGUUAGCAGAGCUAGGCCAGCUAGCGGGUUCGCCGGCUCAUAGGUUUUGGGAAUCAUUGGGCGACGACGGAUUGACUGAUUCCACGGGAUCAGAUUCGGAGGGCAGCGUGUCGGGCCCAGCGACGCCUUCAGACGUGAGGAGCGAUGACGGCGUACGAAGGGGCGGAACGUUGCUAUUAUCGACGGGCGAAGAGUAUGGGCACGGGGACGGGUUCGCAGCUCCGUAUGAAGAAAGCACGGGAGCUGCAAAAAAGGCGCGGUAA